Cylicostephanus goldi is the source of this 410-nucleotide messenger RNA. The record is from the annotation of a GenBank genome assembly. NCBI's taxonomy places the organism in Eukaryota, Metazoa, Nematoda, Chromadorea, Rhabditida, Strongylidae.
CGUAGCUCUUUUAGCAUAUCCCCUGAGAAUGCUGUCGAAAUCGAAUCCACUUACAAACCUUCCGCUGGAACAAUUGGAAGAGCACUCAUCAAAGCUAUUGAUUUUUUCAAAGAACGCAUUCUUCGAGCUUCCAAUCGAGUAAGAGAUCCGAAUAUGUGGAAAUACGACUGGCAGCGAGCAAUUAUGGGGCAAGAUUGGAGACCUCUUACGAAGAUGCACGAGAAAGGAUUUAGAACGGAAAAGAUUGUUGACAAAAGGGGAAAAUUGAAGAAUUUUGGAUGGGCAAGCUUGGCUCUCUUGUCCUCCUGUAUUGAUGCUUGUACACUAGUGUCUACGCAAUCGAACUUUAGAACCAUAAGAAAAAGUCUGGACAUGUUGAAAUCACUUCUAGGUUAUAUUAGGUUGUAACA